AUUAGUAAAUAUAUGUUGGUGCUGAUGUUGCAGACAGCUGGGAAAAUGCAUGGAGGCAACCAAAGCGGGGUCUCUGACUUCCUACUCCUGGGGAUCUCGGAGAGUCCGGAAGAGCAGCAGAUCCUGUUUUGGAUGUUCCUGUCCAUGUAUCUGGUCACAGUAAUGGGAAACGUGCUCAUCAUCUUGGCCAUCAGCUUUGAUUCCCACCUGCACACUCCCAUGUACUUAUUCUUGGUCAACCUCUCCCUCACCGACCUCUUCUUUGUCACCAAUACGAUCCCCAAGACAUUGGUGAACCUUCAGUCCCAAAACAAAGCCAUCUCAUACGCAGGGUGUCUGACCCAGCUCUACUUCCUGAUCUGCUUGGUGACCCUGGACAACCUCAUCCUGGCCACGAUGGCAUAUGACCGCUAUGUGGCCAUCUGCUGCCCUCUCCGCUACAUCACAGCCAUGAGCCCUGGGCUCUGCAUUUUGCUCCUCACCUUGUGUUGGGCACUCUCUGUCCUGUACGGUCUCUUUCUCACCCUCCUCAUGACCAAGGUGACCUUCUGUGGGUCCCGGAGAAUCCAGUACAUCUUCUGUGAGAUGUACAUCCUGCUGAGGCUCGCCUGUUCCAAUACCCAGGUGAUUCACACAGUGCAGAUUACCACAGGUGGCUUCAUCUUCUUCACCCCCUUAGGGAUCAUGGUCAUGUCCUAUGUCUGGACUGUCAGAGCCAUCCUCCAGAUACCAUCAGCCUCCAGCAAAUACAAAGCUUUCUCCACCCCACUUGGCUCCCACUUGGCUGUGGUCUCCCUCUUCUAUGGGACACUUGGUAUGGUAUAUCUGCAGCCCCUUAAAACCCACUCCAUGAAGGACUCAGUAGCCACAGUGAUGUAUGCUGUGGUGACUCCCAUGAUGAACCCUUUCAUCUACAGCCUGAGGAACAAGGACAUGCAUGGGGCACUGGGAAGACUCCUCUUAGGAAAAGCCUUCCAGAGGUUGACAGGAAGGAAACUGAGGCACUGA
Capra hircus (goat) is the source of this 1008-nucleotide messenger RNA. RefSeq names its product olfactory receptor 1D2-like. The transcript has a single exon. Gene Ontology annotation, cellular component: membrane. The record is from RefSeq and is a predicted model, not a curated record. Gene Ontology annotation, molecular function: G protein-coupled receptor activity; olfactory receptor activity. Bases 13 to 1008 code for a protein of 331 amino acids. NCBI's taxonomy places the organism in Eukaryota, Metazoa, Chordata, Mammalia, Artiodactyla, Bovidae. Gene Ontology annotation, biological process: G protein-coupled receptor signaling pathway.